Messenger RNA from Arachis ipaensis, 3012 nucleotides. RefSeq names its product putative carboxylesterase 11. Lineage: Eukaryota; Viridiplantae; Streptophyta; Magnoliopsida; Fabales; Fabaceae. The record is from RefSeq and is a predicted model, not a curated record. Gene Ontology annotation, molecular function: hydrolase activity.
CCUUCUAUCUCUGCAUUGUUUCUGUAUUGUGCUCGAUUCCAUGAUUCAAUCUCAACAACCUUCACAUUACAACGAGCAAUUAGCUAGGGGCACCAAAAUCAAAACAACCAAAGACCCCUAAUUCCCACGUAAUUUAUGAAUUUCAAGACUAAUCGUAAUAAUUAACCCAUGCAUUUAUCGUGAUAAUCAAAAUCCCCAGAAUACCCCUCCGUUUUCCGGUUACUUGGGUUGGGGGAAAAAGGAAAUGCCGACCGUGGCGGUGAAGCUCUACAGCGUCUUCUUCAAGUUCCUAUUGAAGCAGCGUUUGCAGAAUCGGAUCCAAGACUCGCUUCAAGAAUCAGACCCGUUCGGAGUCACGUCCAGGCCCGGCGAAUCCGUCGCAGCCGCAAACCCAUCCUUCUCCGACGGCGUCGCCACCAAAGACAUUCACAUUGACACCUUCACGUCCCUCUCCGUACGAAUAUUCCUACCCGAGUCAGCACUCGCCGAACCCGAACUUGCACGCGGUUCAAAGCCUCACCAUCUCAAAUCCAUAACUGACUCUACAAACAAAUUAGCUCAGGCAGGACCUGGAUUAAUCCGCGCCGAAAAGGCGUCGCUCGCGUCGCGGCGAGCGGGGGCGACGCCGAGGGAGGAGCCUCGACGGAACAGCCUCGGCCCUACCGGAGAGGGAUUGAGCUCCGCAUCCGGUGGCGGAGGGUACCUUGGAUACUCGCCAGCGCCGGGAGGCCGCCGGAGAAAGCUGCCGGUGAUUGUACAGUUUCAUGGAGGAGGUUGGGUGAGCGGGAGCAGUGACUCGGUGGCGAAUGAUUUGUUCUGCCGGCGGAUCGCAAAGCUGUGCGACGCGAUUGUUGUGGCGGUGAGUUACCGGCUGGCGCCGGAGAACCAGUAUCCGGCUGCAUUCGAGGACGGGUUCAAGGUUCUGAAUUGGCUGGCGAAGCAGGCGAAUUUGGCGGAGUGUAGCAGGUCCAUGGAGGUUAGGAAGUUGGAUGCUCACAAGGCUAUUGUUGAUUCGUUUGGAGCUGCGGUUGUGGAGCCAUGGCUCGCUGCUCAUGCAAAUCCAUCGAGGUGUAUUCUUCUAGGUGUGAGUUGUGGUGCAAAUAUUGCCGACUAUGUGGCUCGAAAAGCCGUAGAAGCCGGCAAACUUCUGGACCCUGUCAAGGUGGUAGCACAGGUCCUGAUGUAUCCAUUUUUCAUUGGAAGUGUGCCCACUCAUUCUGAAAUAAAGUUGGCAAAGUCUUACUUUUAUGACAAGGCUAUGUGUAUGUUAGCAUGGAAACUUUUCCUAAACGAGGAAAAAUUUAACCUCGACCAUCCAGAAGCCAAUCCCCUUGCCCCAGGCCGGGGUCCUCCCUUGAAGUUGAUGCCUCCAACAUUGACAGUGGUAGCGGAACUUGACUGGAUGAGGGACCGAGCCAUCGCUUACUCAGAGCAGCUCAGGAAAGUGAAUGUUGAUGCGCCUGUUCUGGAGUAUAAAGAUGCAGUCCAUGAAUUUGCAACGCUUGAUGUACUUAUCAAAACCCCAGAGGCCCAGGCUUGUGCUGAGGACAUCGCCAUCUGGGUCAAGAAAUAUACCUCACUUAGGGGUCACGAAUUCUCGUAUUGAGUAUGAUAUCCCAUAUUAAGAUGCUGAUCAGUGAGAAAAUAUUGACCUUGUUUUCGAAAUUAGCUUUAGAUAUCUCUUGCGCUACCAAAUUAAUUGGGGGUUUGGUGGCAUAUUAAUUUGUUUUAAUGCUUAUGUCCCGCCGUCCUAGGUGUUGACAGGUUCUAUGUUCAAUCCACCUGUUGGUGCUUUUUUAUAAGAUAGAGUUGUCUGAGAGUGGGAUUAGUUGAAUCAGUGAGAUGCAUUUAUCUCAUGCACACAAUAGUUGGAAGCCACCCAGUUCAUUUUUCCCGUGUAUUAUGAUGUACUAUCUUAUGGAAGGGUAUAAAGGGUAUAAAAUUUAGUGCAAUGCUCCUUUAGCAUAAGUAUGACAAUGUAGUCUCCAAUCCAUUUUCUUAUUCUAUCUAAUCUCCUUGUAGUAAUGGUGGGUCAUAGUUAAAUUUUGUACAAGAGCUGUCCUUGUUUCUCGAUAGGAUUUAGAGUUCAGAUUAAAAACGACUUUUUUACCCAUGAGGUACGGUUUAGUGAUGAUCAUAGAUGAAGUAUUGACUUUCUUUAAUAAUAAAAAUAAAGCAUGUUCUUGCAUAGCUUGCUUUGUUGGGCACAAUGUUUUGCCUCCACUACAGACAAUUGUUGAAGUCCUACUGCGACUAUAAAUAUGCUAUGGUCUUAACAUGAUUUCCUUGGGCUAUUAUCACAAAUAUGUUGAGGUAAUUGGCCCCACUGCUUCCACCACUUGGUUUCUGGUGAGAAGAACCAUUGGAAGCUCCAUUAGAGGAUCCUCUCAUAUGGCUUUAAAGCUAUGUUUGGAUAUUGUCUCUAAGAUAGAAAGAUGGAGUUAGUAGAUACCAAAAUUUGUUUGGUUGUAGAGUCAAAGAAAAAUGUCUCUGUCUUUAUUUUUGUCUUCCUAUUUCUGUCUUUCUAUCUAUUUAUUCUGUAUCAAAGGCAGAAUCUGAAUGCGAAUUAAGAGAUAGUCUGGUUAACUUAUAACUAUCUUCAUGCCGAAGCCAAACCAAUUUGGCUUGUUGAUCUCAAAAUAUUGGAAGCAUUUGAGGGAAUGAGGAGCCAGUGUGACUCAGUGAAGUAUGCCCAGUGAUCAAUAUGUUGCUUGCUUUUUUUGGCGUAUUUUGCCUGGGUGGCAUCUCUGCUGAAUGUACUGUAUAACCAUUUGUUAUAUGGACUAGACAUAGAAUUAUAUUUCUUUUUUAAAAAUUGUACUACAACUUUAGUUUCAAGCAAGCUAGAAACUGCAGCCAAGGCUUGGACCCAGUGGCAGAAUCUGCUGCCUCCCAUAUUAGUAGUGGUGUGUAUGUUUGUGUUGUGUAAAAGAACUAAAAAGAAAAAAAGCAAGCUAGAAACUAUUGUAAGAUCACUUUAUUACAUAAUGAAAAAGAAAUAUUUGCAAUCAA